Molecule: messenger RNA, 3984 nt
Organism: Pecten maximus
Lineage: Eukaryota; Metazoa; Mollusca; Bivalvia; Pectinida; Pectinidae
Product: centrosomal protein of 19 kDa-like
Biological process (GO): trans-Golgi to periciliary membrane compartment transport; microtubule anchoring at centrosome
Cellular component (GO): ciliary basal body; spindle pole; centrosome
Source: RefSeq, a predicted model, not a curated record
AAAAAUAUGGAGAAUGGAAUUGAAGUGAAGAAGUGUGGAAUAAAGUUUGAUCCACCCUGCAUUAUCAUCAGCUAUGAAAAAGAUGGGAAACUUCGACGUAGAUCCAUGCCUUUGAGAAAUUUCACUAAAAAUUCCAGUAUUGACAGGGCAGUUGAAGAACUGUUGACAAAUCCUCGUCACAAAAAAUAUGUCCAUUCUCUUCCCAAAAGCCAGUUAGAACGCCUCAUUACCAUCAUCAGUGAUAAGAUGAAAGGAAUGAGUCUGGAGGCUAGCCUAGCUCGAAAUGCAGAUCUUGAUAAACUUGAUCCUGAAGAAGAUUUGAAUAAGGUUGAUCCUGAGACACUUAAUCGAAAGAAAGCUGUGAUGGACAAUACAUUUGAGAAAAAUCGAAUAAAACCUGGAGACGAUGGAUUUGAAUAUGACAAGGAAGUUAGCUUUGAUGGUGCAGUAGAAUCCUGUGAAUGGGACGAUAAUUCAGAAGACGAAAGUUUUUAGGUUUUAGAUUUGCUGACCACUACUGGCUAAUAUGUUCUCAAUUUAAAACAGCAAUAGCCUAAUCUCAAGAUCUAGACAACAAUUGAUAUAAACUUUAUCCCAUUAUUUAGAAACUGGAGAAGUUGAUAUAUUAUUAUAAUUGUUUGCAAAGAAAAUGAAAAUUACAGAAAAUAUGAUAUUCAACAUAGUACGUACACAGUUGGCUUACAAAUACUCUAAAGUGGGGUGAUUAGAGUUGGAGGGGAAAAACUACUCCAUUUUGAUACUAACUAAAAGUAUUGAAAAUGCUUAUUUAAACUGACAUUCAAUUUUUCAAGAUGAUAUUGCUUUGAUGAAUAUUAUAUGUGCAUAAUUAACAUACAUUGUUUCUUGGUACAGUAAGAUCCAUUAUUCCAUAUAGAUGAGUUUAAACUUGAUAUGUCACAAGGAAUUUAUUAAAUUCGUUCAGUAAUUUAUCAUAUAUUACUGAGUCAUAUUGAUGAAAGUAAAGGUAAAAAUUUCAAUUAAUGUCCAUAUAAGACCAGUGAAUUUUGAAUCAAAUAGUAAGAUGAAUUUUCUAUAGAUAGACAAUUGUGCAUCGUCAUAUAUUUAUUUUGACAAUGUGCAUUGUCAUAUAUUUAUCUUGACGACAUGAAUUAUUUAUGACGUCACAAUGUUUUUGCACUUUUGUCUUAUGAUAUUUAUGACAGCUGCAUAGUCAUUGUAGAAAAUGCCAGUUGUGUGGUAGAUAUUGAUGUACAUAACAUUUCAUCUUUCAAAUUCUUUUCAUUUUUAUUUUAACAUUUUUUGUUAAGGUGUAAAGUGUGUUUCUAUUUUUCCGUUACUAUUUUAAUUUAAUAUUCUGUGUCUGAAAUUAUUUACCUCUAUUCUGCCAGUAAUUAGUUGACAUAUGGAUAUACCAUUUAGUGUCAUGCUGACUGGAUAUAUAGUUUGCCUUUGGUUGUGAUAUAAGAUUACAAAUUGAAAUUAGAUGCAAUUAUAUAUAUAUAUUGCACUUCUUAAAGCUGUUUUUUUUUUAAAUAUGUCUUUUUAUAUUUCAUUGAUGUUUGUAUAUAAUACUUACAGUUUAUCUAUUUAUUUAACUCUGGUUUACAAAUUAAACCAGGUUAAUGUUAUGUCUGGUCAGUACUCCAACUAACCAGGUUAAAAUAUCUGGUAGUACUCCAAGUAACGAGGUUAAUAUAUUUGCUAAGUACUCCAGCUAACCAGGUUAAUAUAUCUGGUAAGUACUCCAGCUAACCAGGUUAAAAUACCUGGUAAGUACUCCAGCUAAUCAGGUUAAUAUAUCUGGUAAGUACUCCAGCUAACCAGGUUAAUAUAUCUGGUAAGUACUCCAACUAACCAGGUUAAUAUAUCUGGUAAGUACUCCAACUAACCAGGUUAAUAUAUCUGGUAAGUACUCCAACUAACCAGGUUAAUAUAUCUGGUAAGUACUCCAGCUAAUCAGGUUAAUAUAUCUGGUAAGUACUCCAGCUAACCAGGUUAAUAUAUCUGGUAAGUACUCCAACUAACCAGGUUAAUAUUAUAUCUAGCUAGUCUUCUAAUCAGGUUAUUUUAAUUCUGGUCAGUCAUCAAACAAACCAGGUUUUAUUAUAUCUUGUAAGUAUUCUAGAUCUAGUUUAAGUAUACUCGUUAACCAGGUUAGUUAUUAUACUCUUAAUGGCACAUCAACACAGAAAUCUAACCACUUUUGUCAAGGACAAUUAAUUAAAAAAAAAUAUUCCUUCAUGUCAAAAUAUAAAACAGUUUUUAAGUGUUUCACCAGAAAUCCAUCUGCUGUCUCUAGAAUAUCACAAAUAGAACUUGAUAAUCAGGCAAACUGCUAGCUACAUUUAUCAGUCAGUACAGAAGACUCUGAGGAUAUUCUUGUAGAGACAGUGUACCAAGCCAAGUCCUUGUACCAUUACAGUAAUUUCCUGAGUAUAUCCUACAGGAUACUGAGUAUAUCCUACGAGAUACAGAGUAUAUCCUACGGGAUACCGAGUAUAUCCUACGGGAUACCGAGUAUAUCCUGCGGGAUACUGAGUAUAUCAUGCGGGAUAAUGAGUAUAUCCUACAGGAUAUACAUUCAUUUUUUAUGUCUGGGGAAUUUUUCUGUGGGAUUUUAUAUGUAAAUGUGGAAAAAAUACUAUAUGUUUUUAUUUGUUUCCUGGUUAACACAAAAACACCAGAUACAAAUAAGAAAUGAGAAUAACUUUAAUAUUUUCAUUUCAGAGAGGAAUCACCAUUUUUAUAAUUUUUCCUACAGUACAACUCGGACAAAACUAAAAAAAAAACCAUUUGUUAAGAUCAAUUCUUGCGGCCAUAAAAAAGGAUUGAAUAUACAAUGUCCAAUUUGGUUUACAUAUACAUUCUCAUCAAUACACCAUAUGUAUAGCUUGCAGGCUACAUAUCAUAUUACUCAUAGGUAGGCUAUUGGUGCAGGUAAUAUACAGGAAAUUAAAGUGGUUAGCAAUCAUUGUGUCUGAUGUUAUAUUAAGGUGCGGAACCAUGUCAUCUUUUCACUCAUGAAAUGUAAUACAUUUAUUUGGUGCUAAAUCUGUCAUAUACUACAUACUGGGAUCACGUAGGAUUUCAUCUGCUAACUCAUACUUGGACAAUUCAUUGUUCUCAAGGAAAUGUAGACAUCAAAAUGGGUCAGAAUCUCACAUUUUUCUUGUUUUAUCAUCAACUAUUAUAAAAGUAUAAUGGCUUAGAAUGAUUUUAAUAAAUUUCUUGACUUGCACAAAAAAUCAUUUAAUAGGUCUGAGGUCUGAAACGUGAUGAAAUGUUUAUUGUUUAAGAGGUUGAAAAAUAUUUCAUGGUCAUUAUCAUUACCCUUGACUAUUUUAUGAAAUUCAGUUUCCCAUCUAUGUACACUGCAGAAGACUGCUGGUAAAAGUAUAAUUUACCUCACCAUGGUUGGUUAGGAUAUCAUUGUUUAAAUAAGCUACAUAAAAGAUGUAAUCAAAAUGUUACAUGUAAAAAUGAAACAGAAACUAUUUGCUCCUGUCUAUUUUUCAGGGGAUCAUAAUUAAUCCCCUACUGCUGGUGAAACCAGGGGGGACUAUAGGAUUCCUCUCUGUCCAUUUUGUGUACAUACCGGUACAUAUGUAAUAUAUAAGAAAAGUUUGAGUUUCACAUUUUUUUGGGUCAAGGUCACCGUUACUAAUUUUAGCUUGGGUCGGUAGGGUACAUGUAUUGCUUUAGCAAUAAUUAACCAGUAACAGAAUUAUAGGAUUCCUCCUCCGUCCAUCUAUGUACAUACCAGUACAUACCGUAUAUAAUAUCUCAGAAAAGUUUGAGUUUCACAUUUUUUGGGUCAAGGUCUUGGUUACUAAUUUUAGCUUGGACUGGUAGAGUACAUGUAUUGCUUCAGCAAUAACCAGUAGGCUUGUUGUAUAUCACAAAAUGUACUCAAAGAAUUGUUUCAAUAUACAUGUAACUUGUUUUUAUACUCCUACUAAUAGAUCAAGAAUCAAUAAAGAAUAUAUUUAAAUUUGAUUUACA